Prunus armeniaca (apricot) is the source of this 1218-nucleotide messenger RNA. The record is from the annotation of a GenBank genome assembly. NCBI's taxonomy places the organism in Eukaryota, Viridiplantae, Streptophyta, Magnoliopsida, Rosales, Rosaceae.
AUGGCAGUGUCAACGCAACUCCAAUCUCUGACCAGUCUUGCUUCAUUGACUAACCGCACUAAGCUCAACUUUCUGAGCAGCAGCUGCAUACCUUUAGCUCCCAACACAAAACAAAGAAGCUCAGCUGCUCGAGUUUGUGCUCUGGUCUCUGCUUCGCCCAUUGUUUCUGAGAGAUCAAAGCCACCAAUAGCUUCUUUCAAUGAGUUGAUCGAGUCGUUGAUUGAUCGCGUGGAUUUAUCAGAGGCGGAGGCUGAAGCUUCAUUGGAAUUUUUGCUGACAGAUGCUAAUGAGGCUUUGAUAAGUGCUUUCCUUGUAUUAUUGAGAGCCAAAGGAGAGACUUAUGGAGAAAUUGUGGGAUUGGCAAAGGGGAUGAUGAAGCACAGCUUGAAGAUAGAAGGCAUAGAUGAUGCAGUUGACAUUGUUGGAACUGGUGGUGAUGGCGCAAACACUGUAAACAUUUCAACAGGGGCUGCAAUACUUGCUGCAGCUUGCGGUGCAAAAGUUGCAAAGCAAGGAAGUCGUUCCAGUUCCUCUGCAUGUGGAAGUGCUGAUGUAUUAGAAUCUUUGGGAAUAAUAAUUGACUUGGACCCUGAGGGGGUAACUAGAUGUGUGAAUGAAGCAGGCAUUGGAUUUAUGAUGGCACCCAAGUAUCAUCCAGCAAUGAAUGUUGUCCGCCCUGUUAGAAAAAAGCUGAAAGUAAAGACUGUAUUUAAUAUAUUGGGACCCUUGUUGAAUCCAGCAAGAGUACCUUUUGCUGUUGUUGGUGUAUACAAGGAUGAGCUUGUCUUGAAGAUGGCUAAAGCAUUGCAAAGCUUUGGAAUGAAGAGAGCAUUAGUUGUUCACUCAGAGGGCUUGGACGAAAUGAGUCCGCUUGGACCUGGGCAUAUCCUUGAUGUGACUCCUAAUAAAAUUGAGGAGUUCUCCUUUGAUCCAUUGGAUUUUGGAAUUCCUCGCUGCACCCUAGAUGACUUGCGAGGUGGAGGCCCUGAGUAUAAUGCUGAGGCACUAAAGCGUGUAUUGUCAGGGGAGAAAGGUUCCAUUGCAGAUGCAUUUAUCUUAAAUGCUGCAGCAGCUCUCUUUGUCAGCGGUCAGGUGAACACCUUGGCCGAAGGAGUUUCAUUGGCUCGUGAAACCCAAAUUUCAGGGAAGGCUAUCAGGACCCUUGAUCAAUGGGUAGAUAUAUCCAAUACAAUGAAGAAAGAUACAAUUGUUUAUUAA